Theobroma cacao (cacao) is the source of this 2221-nucleotide messenger RNA. Its product is annotated as AAA-ATPase At2g18193-like. The record is from RefSeq and is a predicted model, not a curated record. Gene Ontology annotation, molecular function: ATP hydrolysis activity; ATP binding. Lineage: Eukaryota; Viridiplantae; Streptophyta; Magnoliopsida; Malvales; Malvaceae.
AUAGUCUUUUAUUUUACCCCAAUGUAUACGCAGGGGGUCAAUAGCACAAUGUGAAAGGAGAAUGUGGAAGAUCUACAAGGACGACAUUUGGUGGACUUUCCAAGUCUUUGCCUGUUUUUCCAUUGGGAAUCAGGCUCUUUUAUUAUUGCUACGUAGUCUAUGGAGCAGGUAGUGAGACUAAAAAAUGACCAGGAAAGCCAAAACCACCUUCCUGCGGCCAACUGUCAUCGAUAGGCAGUCGACAAAGACACGCAAUUGGUGCUGUUUGUCUAUGACAAAUGAUGCCUGUAAUGUCUCUACAUUGACAAAGAAUAAUUACUUAAUCAGUGGUUUAUUCGUCUUGGGAAUAGCCCAUAAAAAUAGACAGUCUCUCGGUGUCUCAGGCAUCCGUUCCCACCCUACCUCUGAACUCUUUGCUUCUUUGCUUUUGAUUCCGCAAACGGCUUCCAUGUCUUCUCCAUCGGAAACUUCCAACACUGUAUCCAAAGUGUUCUCUCUCUGUGCGUCGUUAGCGGGAUUCAUCAUGCUGCUCUGGCCCAUGGCCCAAGAACUGAUUUCCGACCAGGUCAGAUCCUAUCUUUCUUCUAACCUUCCCCACUUCUUCAGUCAUAUCUCGCCUAUCGUCACUGUUGAAAUCGAUGAGAAAUGUGGCGUGACUAAGAACGAAGUUUAUGAAGCAGCUACGCUCUAUGUCAGCACCAAGGUCAGCACCGAAAAAAUGCGCCACAAAGUCAACAAAACCAGAGAACAGAAAUAUUUUACAAUCGCCGUCGCGAAGGGGGAACCAGUUGUUGAUCAAUACGACGGUGUUAAACUAACAUGGAGACUUGUUUGCAAGAAAGAUGAGUUUGGAGAGGAAAGACUGUUCAAACUCAGCUUCAACAAGAAGCAUCAUGCAAAAGUAUUGACUUCUUACUUACCUUACGUUUGGGACGAAGCUAAUAUGAUUAGAACUCGAAACCGAAUGAUAAAGCUUUAUAGCCGUCAAUGUCCAUUCAGUGAUGACAACGAUGACAGAAGAGGUUCUUGGGGUUCCAUAAUCUUGGAGCACCCAGCUACUUUUGAGACAUUGGCUAUGGAUCCAGAUCUGAAGAAGAUGAUCAUGGAUGAUUUGGAGAGGUUUGUAAGGAGGAAAGAGUAUUAUAAUAAAGUUGGGAAAGCUUGGAAAAGAGGUUACUUGCUAUUUGGUCCUUCUGGCACUGGUAAAUCCAGUUUGGUUGCUGCCAUGGCUAAUUAUCUCAAAUUUGAUAUAUAUGAUUUUGCGCUCAACAGUGUAUCUUCUGAUGUUGAAUUAAGGAAGAUGCUGCUAUCAACGAGUAACCGGUCUAUAGUGUUGUUUGAAGACAUAGAUUGCAGCUCUGAGGUUCUUGGACGACAAAUUGGCAUGCAAAACGAACAGGAACCUCCUAAAUUUGGGCAGUUGACGCUUUCGGGUCUCCUGAACUGCAUCGAUGGUGUGUGUUCAAGCUGCGGGGAUGAAAGAAUCAUCGUAUUCACAACCCGCUACAAGGAUCGGCUUGACCCUGCUCUAUUGCGUCCUGGUCGAAUGGACAUGCACAUCAACAUGUCCUACUGCACCACUUACGGAUUCAAGCUCUUAGCUUUUAACCAUUUAGGCAUCAGCAACGAACACAUCCCUUUCCUGGGAGAAAUCGAUGGCUUGCUAAAGAGUACAGAGACGACCCCAGCAGAGGUAGCAGAGGAAUUGAUGAGAUAUGAUGAUGCUGAUGUUGCUCUUCAAGGUCUUGUUGACUUCCUUAAACGCAAGAGGGAUGAAGGCAAUGAGACCUAGAGCAAAGCGACGAAUGGUGGUGAAGUUCGUGUUGAAAAGUAAUUCUUAAUCUGGAAAUCAAGCUAUUGGAAGUACUGGCGGGAAGCAUCAGUCUUGAAGGUUAAAGAAAGGCUUGAAGAGGCAAAGCGUUGUCGUCUUUGGCUGAAGAUACUGGUUGCCAAAACGCUAGUUCAUUGUGUCGUUUCUACCGUUACCAUUGGCUGUGUUCUAACGGUCUUGGUCAUGUCGUUUUGUUUUGUUUCUAGUUUGUUGGCCUUAUAAGCACCACUAUGGUGCCGUUUUGAUUUGUUCUCUUGUUUCUGGUGAGGCUCAACGGUCAUGUCUGUUUCUUGUUCAUUUUAUCGUUAAGCUACUCUUUGAUUACCGUGCAGCUGCUUCCUAGAUCCGAUUUAGUCUCCAUAAACUAAAAUCUAGAAAAUGUUUUCUCUU